This is a messenger RNA of Pneumocystis carinii B80, 591 nucleotides long. RefSeq lists its product as hypothetical. The transcript has 5 exons. Gene Ontology annotation, cellular component: Golgi apparatus. Lineage: Eukaryota; Fungi; Ascomycota; Pneumocystomycetes; Pneumocystales; Pneumocystaceae. Bases 46 to 546 code for a protein of 166 amino acids. The record is from RefSeq and is a predicted model, not a curated record.
UUUUGAUUCAAUUAUUUUUAAUAUUUUUUAUCUAAAGAGAAAUUUAUGGAUUUUGGAAUGAAUAUAUUUAGAAAUCAUAUAGGAAGCUUACAAAACUUUCAUAAAGAAAGAUUUAUCAAUCUUCAGUCCUUCAAAGAAUUUCUUGAUUUUCGAAGACUUGCAUGGCCAGGAAGUAUUGUUGAUAUACAACAGCGUAUGCGUUAUAAUCUUUCACGAUUUUCAUCUAACUAUGCUAUUUGCUUUGGACUAAUUGUUCUUUACUUUUUACUUACAAAUCCAUUAUUACUCUUUAUUCUUUUAUUUGUUACAGGUGGCCUAUUUGGCAUAAACCGCCUUAAUGGCCAAAAUCUUCACAUAGGAUCAUUUCAUUUAACACCUUCACAGCUAUAUACGGCAUUGCUUAUUAUUGCCAUUCCUCUUGGAUUUAUUGCUUCUCCUAUAUCAACAAUUCUUUCCAUUAUUGGUGCUAGUAGUAUAACUAUCAUAGGUCAUUCUAUUCUAUUAGAACCUCCAGUGGCAUGUGCUUUUGAGGACGGGGAUGCUUAGAAGUUAAUGUAUAUAUAAUUAAUUUUUAUCUAAAAUAACCAUAUA